Molecule: messenger RNA, 201 nt
Organism: Prunus armeniaca (apricot)
Lineage: Eukaryota; Viridiplantae; Streptophyta; Magnoliopsida; Rosales; Rosaceae
Source: the annotation of a GenBank genome assembly
AUGGGCAAGGCUGUGUGGCUGAAAGAAAGGACUGGGUUGCGUUCGAGCUUGGCUGAAGAGUACGGCUGGACCACACAGCUAGAAGACGUGGCCGGGCUCUCAAUCGCAAAGCAGGGCAAAGAAAUGCGGCUGGGCACGGCCGAAAGAGCUGGGGUCGGAUCAAGUUGGGCAGCUUCUGAAAAUGCAAGCGGCCAGAUUUAA